UGUGAGCAGAGCAACAGGUUCACAGAUUACCUUAUUCCACCUGUACAUAUCUACAAAAAAGGAAAAGACAACCUUCCCUCAUUUAUUGUAACAGAUCUCACCAUAGUGGAAUCUCCUACAGGAUUAACUUCAACACUCAACUCCUGUCUUCAUUUCUAACACUGUUUUUAUUGCUGCUCACAUGGAGUCUACACUCUGCUAGGAUUUGCCUGACCUGCAACAUGUUCUAUGUUUCUCAGAUCUGCUUCUUCGUCCAAUAAACCGAGAUAUUUUAUCCGUGGUCUGGGUCUUCCUCUCACUGAUGGCUGGAUUCUUCCAGCAGUUACGACUCCUUCUUUGGAAAAAUGGCCUGGGGGUCAUCAGGCAGCCGGGCUGGUCUCUAGUUCUCCUCAUCUGGCCUGUUGUGAUCUUCAUCAUCUUAGCCAUCACGCGCUUGCAGUUUCCUCCAAUACUCAGAGACACAUGCUAUGUGGCCCCGAGGAACCUCCCGAGCGCAGGGUUCUUCCCCUUCCUGCAGUCUCUCAUGUGUAAUACUGACAGUUCCUGCUCUAGUAUGUCCUACCUCCUGGACUCCAAAUCAAAGAGCCGACGACAACGCAGGGAUGUAAACGUACACAGUUCUCCAUCAUUACCUCAUGGUUUAGCCCCUUUACCCAACCUGGAGGAAUUUGGUUUGGUCCAUACGGUCAUGAAGAGAGACACAUCCAACCAGACACAGUUCCUACAGCAAUGGGAUACAUGGCUGAAUUCCAGCAAACAGGCAUCAAACCUCACCACGUCUAUCUUGGAUGCCAUCAACAACACCAUACUGGUUGACCAGGACAGCUUGAGCUCCAUCCUGGACUCCACAGAAACCCUGAAAAUGACAUUCUGCAAUAUCUCCAUGUCUGCACUCUUCGAAUCUAAUCACCUGACCUCAGCGUUGGAGCAUUUCUGUGCGUCUGAUGAUACAGCACUGGAAGUUUCACUCUCAACGCUGAACCAGUUAAUGGCACAUUUGGUACUCCAAGAUCCAAUAAAAGUCAUUGAGGCAGUCGAGAUGUCCGUGGAAACGAUGGGCAAACUUCAGACCCAGUCGCCGGUGUGGGAUUUCCUGUUGGGAUUGCCAGAUAUCUUCUUGAAAUCCACAGACCAGGAGAGGAUCAUGGUGAUAGCUGAGAGACUGAAGGGGAUGAAGCAGGCCCUGAACUCAAUUCAGAGUAGCUUCCAGCAGAGUAACGCUUCUAUAGACAUGCUGAACCCUGUCAUCAGUGAAGGCAUCGAGAUCCUCAACUACCUCCACACCUGGGAGGGCAGAAGUACCGAUGUUAAUGUCUCCCUGGCUGAUGUACUGAUGUCGUUCAACAUGUCUCUAAUUAGCCCUGAAAUGGCCACACUGAUCCAAGAUCUGCAGAUCCCUCUGGAUAAGGUGCUUGUAUUGUUCAACAGAGAUGCUUUCACUGACUUUGUGUGUACCAGAAGGUCGUUCUGUGACAGCCAGCAAGUUGACAUGAUGUAUAGAUGGAUUGACCAAGAAAAAGUUGCUCUGCAGGUGUUUUUGGUCUGGAGUCGAGCCGCAACUUCUCCAGCGGAUCUUGCCUUUGCAAAAGACAUUCUGGGUAAAUUGUUUGGUGACUUUUUCCAGGAGGGACCAUAUACAGGCUUUGAGAACAGAGACAGCCAGCCAGAGACACUGCCGGAACAACUAUUCCUAGGCAUUGCUAAUACACUGAUGGGCAUGCUGAGUGUAACGCCAAGCUGGGAUUACAUUCAAACACUCUUGAUGGGAACUCAUUCCAGCAUGCAGUUGGUCACAGCAGUAAUAGAGACGCAGCUGGCUUAUGUCCAACCACUGCUGCACAAUCAAGAGAAUCUCCAGGCGACCUUUGUGUCUGUCAUACAGAAUGAAACUGCAGUGGAUAAUGAGAAACCUUGGUUGGAUGUGGAGCAGAAGUUGAAUCAGUUAUCCAGUGUGUUUGAUGCCACGUUGGUGUAUGAUGUCACUCCCGCUAUGAUCCUGACUGAAUGGCACAAGUUAUACAGCACUGCAAUAAAGUUCACCGACUCCCUCAAGGAGGUUGUUGAGCUCAUCCAAGACAAACUUUUCAGUCAAAUCCCACAUAACUCAACUGUCAACUGGUCUGAGAUUCUUCUAAACAGUGGUUUGGAGGAGUUUGCAAUGAUGGGGUCAGUACUUCAGAACAGCAGUCAGUGGUCAACCAUGGAGCUGUAUUUUCAAUUGGCAUACUGGAUCAUGACCUUCCAGCCAAAUAUCACCUCUCCACCAAACUGCACCUUUACACCAAAUGAUACGAUCUGUAACAUUGGAUUUACAUGGGAGGGGUUUAUUCCAGUGGUUGGAUCUCUACUCCAGGAAAUCAGUGACAAUCCAGCUGCUCUUCUGAGACCCAUCCAGGGAGCAGAGUUCCUGCUCAAGGGCAUCAUGACAGACACCUAUAUGAAUCAUCUACAAGAGUAUCUCAGCAGCACUGGAUAUAUUCUUGCUGGUGGGUCACCACAGAACCUCUCAUUGAGCCUCACUGAUUUGGUCAACCAGCACCUACAACUUCUCUUGAAUAUCUCACUCACGGAUGAUCUAGAUGAAGACAUCUUCCUUUCCAUGGUGAAUGACACUUUGGAAGCCUUUGGCCUGGGACAUUUAGGGGAUCUCUGGUCAGGGGGCUUGAACUACAGUCAACCCAAUUCUGUGGUUAUGAACAUCCUCCAUCUCUUGAGCCCAGAGUCCAUUCAGAUGCUUAACAGCGAAGGACAGUUUGCACUUCUGCAUGCCAUCUUGCUUGAACUUGGAGAACUAUUGGCUACUGAACAACAGAUCCAGUUAGAAGGUGUUCUCAACCACACACAUGCUCUGCUUCAAGAUUUGGAAUUGUGUGCAGCUAGUGGUCAAGACUGCCUGUCUGAUGCUUCACAGCUUUUCCAGAUACUAUCUUUGCUUGAUGAAGUAAUGUCAAUAGGAGAUGGUGGUAAUUUCACAAUGAUGCCCAUUGAGAGCAAUAUGACUUCCUCUGUUGCUGGUCAUAUUCUUUCCCUUCUCCUACCAUGGAACAUGUCAGAAUCUGAUGCAUAUACAGUGGAAAAUGUCAGUAAGAUCAUCCUUCUCCUUGAGCAGUUGUCUGGCUCACCUAAUCUCAGCAUCAGCAUGAUUCAGGAAGAGUUCCAAGAACUAAAUAUCACUAUUUUUGAUUUAGAACAAUUUUCAAAUCUAUCAGAAGCUUCUUCCUUGUCUCUGCUACUUUCAAAGCUCAAAGAACUUGUCAACAUCUCAGAAUACUUGAACUCUCUAGUCCAGGACCCAGGAUCUCAUAUCAAUUCCACAGUGCCAGAAUGCACCAUGAAGGGCUUAAUUGGUUUCCUUCAGGCCAUACCCAUGUUUGAAGGCUUCCAGACAAGUCUUAGAGCCACUUUAAAUAUGAUAUUUGAUGAAGCAAUGGAGUUUUGGAACAUUUCUAGUCUAGAGUCUGAGCCACUCGGAGUGACAGAAGAAGUGUUCGAAGUAAUACUGGAAAGUAUCAGACUGAAUCUUGAAAAUCUCCAUGUGGAAAAUGUGACCUUGAUUGAAGUGGAGCUUGAUACACUGGAGGGACUUUUAAAGAUGGUAUUCAAUGAUGAAUACCACUACCCUUAUUAUAUGAUCAAUUCUACACUGAUGACACAGCAGCCCUAUGCUCAGAAGGUGUAUUCUGAAAUCACCAUGUGGUACUUACAUAACCUGGAGAAUGCCACAAGUGACAGCAUGUUCAGAGAUAUUCUUUAUCCAUUCAUCCAUAUAACAGAAAUGAUGGCCACAAUCAAUACUGCUCAAGCAAAUUUUUCCACACUGGUGUCCAAUCAGAUCCAGGACUUAAUUGGCCAUGUUCAACCUCCCCUAAGUGGUGAAGAUCUGAAUCAAAUCAGUAAUAUAAUAAUAUCUCUAAUGCGGGGUCAACUACAAUUAAUAAAGAUGAACCUCGAGCUUCAACAGACCUUUCAUGAUCACUUGGGUUUACAACAUAACAUAAGUUUGCCUGCUGAUAUUGAAGCUGAGAUCCAAAACUACCUCAACAUAAUGCAAAAUUGGAUCACAAACCCGCAACUGACACUUGCAUUUAGCAAAAUAUUCCAGUGGAACAAUACUUUGACUGAUUUCACCACUCCAACUAUGGACCUUGAACAGCUGAUUCAGGCCUUGGCACCACUGCUUUCACCAGAGGAGCAGGUCUAUAUCAACAACACUGAGCAAAUCUUACAGUCUCUGAACUACAGCUUGCAGCUGGGCCAAACAGACACUGGUGUCCAGAGUGAAAACUUCACUAAAGCCAUAAUGCAUUCUGUCAGAGUGAUCUUGGAGAAUUUCAAUUACACUGAUACGACAUACACAGAUGAUGAUAUUGUAGACAUUUUCUACAACUCAUUUCAAUUGCUGCUGAACCCUAAUAUCAGCUACAAUCAAGCUCAGCAACUCAGGAAAAAAGUUGCACUCAAGACAGAAAGCUUUAUCAGUGCCAUUGCUCCAGAUUUUGCUGAAGUGUUGACGCCUAGCAUCCAGAGCCUUAUAUCAUAUAUAAACACAGUCUCAAAGCCAGGUGGACCUACCAAGUGGAAUGAAGUCAUUGUGGCCAUGAUGGAUGAAAUCCAGAAUUCUCUGCCUUCCAACAGCACAGCUAUCACCAACACAUCCUUGAUACUGGACAUCACAAACUGUAUUCUAAACCCCAAGAAAGAAAACACAAGUUUGUGGGCCAGCAUAGCAAAAUUAAACCUGGACAACCUUGAUAAUGUUACACAACAGCUUUCUGGUCUCCUGGAUUUCAUUCUCCCAUUCCUCAUGGACAAGCAGGGAAUGGGUUUGACCCCUGAAUCUGCUCGCACUCUAAUUGAAUAUGUCCCAAUACUCGUUCAGAUCUUCUCAGGGACACCUGACCCGCUCACGUUCCAGAGACUGGAAAAUAGGACAGCUACCCUUCUGUCGAGCCUGAUGGCCACACCUGCAGGGGACACCUUGCCUUUGACACUAGAUACCAUCAGGAAUAUCACGGCAUCGAUGGCGCACAGUGUGCGAGUUCAGAUGGAGCUCUUGUCCAGUCUCUCAGGUGUGCUGUCAGAUGUUUUUGCUGCUGUGGAUUCCGGUGAUGUUCCUCUCCUCACUGAUGCCCUGCUCCAAGCUGUCCAGUCCACUGUCGAAGCCACGCUACAGGCUCCUAUGAGCAGUGAAAUGCUGAAUUGCAGCGCAGUGGAAACUCUCUGGGAGCAGGUUGCUGAGGCAGUAGAGCUGAACAGCAGUGUGUUUACAGUCUGGUGUAAUGAUCAUCUCCUCCCACUGCUCGACGUUUACAACAGCUCCGAUUAUCAGCCAGCAGCCCACAAUAUAACCGGUAUAGAUCCUCAGUGGGUGGAUGAAGCAGUUGCAGACAUUGUGAGCUCUCUGGAGAUGUUUUACUCAGCUGGUCUUAAUGAGUCUCUGAUGAUGCAACAUCUGUCACAAGGCCUGGUGGAUCUCUUCAACCUGUCUUUCUCAGCAGAGGCAAAUCAAUCUGACUGGAGAGACCUGCUCUCCAAGCUACAGAGUCUAUCCUUUGUUCAGAUGGCCUUGGAGAGUGCUACACUGCAGCUGAAUAAAUCAUGCUCUAGUCCAUAUGUCCUAGCAAUACAGAAGGCUAUUGAAUACACCCUAUUGACUCAGAAUGUAACAGUGAGCCCUGAGAUGGUCAUACAUGCCCUGGACGUGGCACUCACUGCAAUGAACUUUAGUCACAAGCAAAUACAUAGUUUCCUGAGUAGUGACAUAUUCACCAUGCCUAACAGCUUGUCCACUGACAUGCUCAUAAAGGAGGUGAUCAGUAAAAUAAUUGAUAUGAGACUGCUUGGAAACUGGUCCCCAAUGUAUGAUCUAAUGGAGCAACUGCUAUAUGUAGAGAACACAAGCAAGAUCUUGUGGGCGGUGAAUGAACUGGUCAGCUGGUACAACACUACUGAAGACACUGGAGUGUAUUUUGGCAUAGAGAUGCUUACCAAGCUGUAUGAGAUGUUUACACCAUUAAUACCAGCUUUAAGCCCUCUACCAUCCUACUCUGACCUUUUUAUUGGGCUUGCUGGCAAUGCUUUGUAUGCACUGCAACAUAUUACUGGCACCACCAACCUGUUCACCCCCGUCAAUAGCUACCUAAAGCCAGUCCAAAUGAAAAUUGCUCUGGGAGACAAUCUAAAGGAUCUUGUGUCAGCAACCCAAAUUGCCAGAAGACCAGUGCGAAAUCUGACCAGAGAACCAGUGGAUGACUUUCUCGAUCUCCUGGAGAUCAACUACCAAAACUUAUCUCAGAUACUUUCCAUCCCACUCAGCUCUGAGGAAAUGCUGGAGACCAUGCAUGUUUUCUUUGCUAACCCAGAUCUGGGUAUCUUCCUCAAGGGUGUAUCCAGCGACAUGACAGGAAGCUUGGUUGAAGAUGAAACAAUUGACACAAUCCUUGGUACACUAGCCGACUUGACACUUCCAAGGAAUGGGCAAAUGUUUAUCAAGAUAACCACACAGACCAUGGAUCAAGCCUGGAAUCUGAAUAAUAUGCAGCUGAUAGAAAGCUUGGGUGGACUUGUUGGAAUGGUAAGGAUACUUUCCCAACAGUCAUCUUUGAGUAUAGCUCAGAGGAUUGAACAGAUGGCUAAUCAGCUCACUUCUGCAGCAUCAGAUACCAUGGCAGACCGAGGUAAUCUUAGUGAAAUCCUCAGAACCAUCAACAAUAUUCUGUCACAAAAUCUGCAGCAGAUGCCAAACAGCAGCCUCGAGGACCAGUCCAUCAUUCAAAACAUAAUCAGCUCUGUAUCCUUAAUGUCUGAGUCACAGAUUGACUUUGAAUCCUACAUGAUGGUGAUCAACCAAACUACUGAAGCCUUUGCCUCCCUUGUACCUCCUGAGGUAAUGGUGUAUUUCAAUAUUUCAGCACGGAUGAUGGAAGCUUUUGCAUUGCUCAUGUCAUAUCCAACAGAUCUAGAGAACGUGGUGAUGUCAAGUCAUGAAAUUGCUGAUUCAUUGGGUCUCAGCUUUGCCCUUUCUGGUAUGACCAUUCUUUCAAAUGGAGAAUCCAUUGAGGAGUUUGCAUACCCUGUUGUUCUAAACAGUGCCUUGGCAACUGAAAUCUUGUUCAAUCUCUCUGCUUCUAAUUGCACCUUUGAUAGUGAUUUCGAACGAAGCAUGGUCUUGACCCAGAUGAUGUCAAGUCUCCCAGUGGAAAUGCAAGAUGACCUCCAUCCUUUCACAUCUGCUCUCAUUUCAGCUCUUUCAGAUGUCUCAAACACAGCCCAAAUCAGACCUGCUUUCUUUCAAAUCUCCCAGAAUGUGACCAUGUUACUUAUGGAAUACUUAAACCUAACAGGAAAUCCCAUGUCCAUGGACAUGUAUUCUGUCUUGUCCACUGUUUCAAAUGAGGUAUCUGCUUGUCUCAGUGAGGGCCUAAUGAAAAAUUCUUCCUCUGUCCACCUCCCAUACAUCCUCAACUCUCUACGAGCAAUCAUAUCUUCACUGUCUUUAGAACUACCUGUGAAGGAACAGCAAUACCCCGAUGCCAUUGUCAACCUCAUGGAGACAAUGGCCUUGGCACUGAACCACACCAUCAGUACAGGGGAUGUAGCAGGUGGAAUGAAUAUGCUUUCCAGCUCUGUCCAAAACUUCCUAGCGAUGAUACCAAACAACAACAUGGAUACCGCAAGUGGCAUUAUGAGUGACCUGGAAAAUACUGUCAAGACGCUGCUCAUGGUUCACUCGUCAGAUCAAGACCCUCUAACUCAAAGUGCUAACAUGACUGAUGAGAUCCUGACCACCAUUCAGAAUUUGCUUGCCGUGGCUAACAGCAGCUCUGAAAUAGAUCUGGCAACUGCAAUCCUGGGGGCCAUCGAGAUGAACAUCAAGCCUCUGAUGGUGACAAAUGACAGUAACUGGGCUCAGAAAUUGCAAAUGGUGCUGCUAUCCAUCUCCAGUGUCCUUCCAGCUGACCUUCAAUUUGGUCCAUUCAACAGAACGAUCUUCGAAAGUUUGGCCAAUGAGCCCCCAGAAAAUCUGAAUAUCCUGCUUCACACAGUCAGCACAGUUUCUGAACUUUUCUCAACCAGCUGGAUGAACGACAGCUUUGGAGAUCUCCUGUAUGAAGUGCAGAUGCAGGUGUGUAGUGUGGAGAACAUGGAGUCUGUUCAGCUGCUGAGUAAGGCUCUGUCUCUCAGUCCGGGCUUGCUGUGUCACACAGCUCUGCCCAGCAUCCAUGCUCUUCACAGUCUUGCUUCCAACCUGGUAAACCAGACCACCGGCGUGUACGACCUGCUCUACCAGAACUUUGUUGGAGACCCCAGGACUUAUGACCUCAAAGUCAACUGGACCGACAUCCUCUCCGAUCUACUUGGCAUUAACAUCAAUGCUUUGCCGAGCUUUGUCGUCAACCAGACUGCCCCAAGUGAAAUGAAAGUGUCUGAUCUUUUGAAGAACGAGUCCCUGUUUAUAUCUGAUGUCACCCAGUACACCAGCAUUCCUAAUGACGUCUUAAACACUCUGCUGGGGUCGGCCCUGCCCAAGAGCAACCUGCAGAUCUUGUCUCUGAUGAUGGACCUGCAGCAUUGUGCGAAUCUCUCAUCCCUGAAGCUCGAGCCAGCGGCAACACUGAUCUUCAGUUCUGUCUGCUUGCUGCCAGUUCAGGAGUGGUACAGACUGGCGGUUCUGUCAGCUCGGCAUGUCAACAUGGAGAACUUUAUGUACAAGCUAAUGCUGUCCAGUGAAAUCCAGAGUCUGUUUGAUGUCCUCAUGCGGAUGGUGAAGUUUUUCACGGACAUGAUGAGUAAGCUGACUCCCACUCUGAACCGGCUGCAGGAAUAUUUCACCUCUUUCGGAGACAUGAAUCUGAUGUCCAACUCGGAGUUCCGCAGUUUGGUGAGAGGGAAACGCUCAACGCUUUCCAGCCAGGCCACCUUCAUCACCAUCUCCCGAGCCAUGUGUAAAAGAGGCAUAUUGUCACUCUUUGGAAUCUCGCAGCUUCCCAGUAUGAGUGAAAGUAAUCCGUCUCUCCAGGACCAACACAGGGUGGAGGAUCUCAUGACCAAGUUUAAAAUCCCAAAAGAUGCCACUCCAUUCUGUAAAAACUUCUACCUGGACAUGGUGAGCACCACAGGGGGCGCUGUAGCCUGGGCCUUCCUCAAGCCCAUGCUCCUGGGACAAGUGCUGUAUUACCCUGAUACACCACUCACCCAAACCAUCAUCAAGAAGUCAAACUCCACGCUGCAGCAGUUCGGUGACCUGCGUGUCUACGCUGACGAGUGGCUGCAUUCAUCGUCCUACCUCAUGCAGUCGGCGCAGCUCCUGAAUAAAACGCUGCCCAUGCUGAAGAAUUCUCUGAACAGUCCUUUCAUCCAAAACUUCAUAAAGAAGCAGGUCGACAUCGACGUGGCACAGAUGCAAGAAACUCUCAACACUUUCUCAAACAUGACUCAGUUGUUGGAGAAGAACCAGUUCAUCCUGCAGCAGAUCACCACGCUGUCCAAACUCAUGAUGAACCUCUCAUCCUGCGUCAACUUCGACCGAUACCAUGCCUUCAACUCCAUCGAGGAGCUCAGUGAGCAGGCUGAGAAACUGGCCAAAAACCGUGAACUUUACGCUAGUGUCAUUUUCAAGCUGCCCACAGGAGAAAACUCGUCCUCUUCCUCUAGCCUUCCUCCUAAAGUGGACUACACCAUCCGCAUGCACAUCGACAACUCCAUGAGAACCGACCGUGCCCGCAACCCAUUCUGGGUGAAGGCGUCCUACAUCUCUCCGCUGAAGACGCAGCGCUACAGCCACGGCUUCAUCUACCUGCAGGAGAGCAUCGAGCGGGCCAUCAUCGCCAUGCAGACUGGAGAUGUAGUGCAGGAGCCAGCCGUGCAGAUCCAGGCCUUCCCCUACCCCUGCUUCUACAGGGACGAGUACCUAAACAGCAUCACCUUUGCCUUCCCACUUGUCCUAAUGCUCAGUUGGGUGCUCUUUGUGGCUAACUUCGUCAAAAAGCUUGUCCAUGAACGAGAGCUCCGUCUACAUGAGUACAUGAAGAUGAUGGGUGUGAAUCCGUUCAGCCAUUUCGUGGCCUGGUUCAUAGAGAGCGCUGCGUUCCUCCUGGUCACUGUUAUCAUCCUGACCAUCAUCCUGAAAUCCGGCGGAGUUCUUCCCAAGAGUGACGGCUUCAUUCUCUUCCUCUACCUGUGCGACUACGCCCUGAGCAUCCUGGCCAUCAGCUUCCUCAUCAGCUCCUUCUUCGACAAGACUAACAUCGCCGGGUUGAGUGGCAGCCUCAUCUACGUCAUCUGCUUCUUCCCCUUCAUUGUGGUCAUGUGCCUGGAGGAGAACCUCUCCAUCUUCAUUAAGAGCAUGCUGAGCCUGUUUUCUCCAACAUGCUUAAGUUAUGCCAGUCAGUACGUCACCCGUUACGAGAAACAGGAAGAAGGUAUACAGUGGAACAACAUGUACCUCUCUCCUGUGGUCGGAGACACAGCGACGUUCGGGUGGCUCUGCUGGCUCCUCCUCAUUGACUCGGUUAUCUACUUCCUGCUUGGUGCCUACAUCCGCAUGGUCUUCCCAGGGAAGUAUGGUAUUGCCGCUCCAUGGUAUUUCCCCGUGAUGCCAUCGUUCUGGGCCAACAUGUUCGGCUGCAACAACAGAGCACAGAAAAAAGCAGGCAGAGGACUCCUCUUCUCCAACAUGAUGCAGGAGAGCCAGAGAAAUGGCAAAGACAAGAGCAAAGGUACGGGUGAUUUACACCCUCACGGUGACGAGGAGUUCCCAGAGCUGCUGGUUGGCGUUUCGCUGCGAGGUCUGACGAAGACCUACGGCAACAGGAAAGCCAUCGAAAACCUGAACCUGACGUUCUACGAGGGUCAUGUGACUGCACUCCUCGGGCACAAUGGAGCUGGGAAAACCACCACGAUGUCUCUCCUGACUGGGUUGUUCGCUCCCUCCUCUGGUAUGAUCGAGGUUUACGGGAAAGACAUGCAGUCGUUUACAAAGGACGUGCGUAAAAAUCUGGGUGUGUGCAUGCAGUAUGAUGUUCACUUCAACCACCUGACCACCGAGGAGCAUCUGCUGCUGUACGGCCACAUCAAAGCCCCCCACUGGAGCAAACAGGAGCUGCAGCGACAAGUGCGCAAGAUUCUGGAAGAGACAGGGAUGUACCCUCACCGUCACAAGCGGGUGGGGACGCUGUCCGGUGGCAUGAAGAGGAAGCUCUCCAUCUCCAUCGCUUUCAUUGGUGGCUCUCGGCUGGUGGUCUUGGACGAGCCCACCACUGGCGUAGACCCCUGCUCACGCCGCAGCAUCUGGGACAUCAUCCUCCAGCAUAAGAGCGAUCGUACCAUCAUUCUGUCCACCCAUCACCUGGAUGAAGCUGAGGUCCUCAGUGAUCGCAUCGCAUUCCUGGAGCGUGGAGGCCUGAAAUGCUGUGGAUCUCCAUUCUACCUGAAGGACAAGCUGGCCCGUGGAUACAAGCUCACUCUCACUAAGAAGGUCCUGCCUCCUGACUCAGAGGACAGGUUUGACAUUGAGAAAGUGAAAGCGUUCGUCCACUCUCACCUGCCCGAGGCUCAGCUGAAGGAUGGAGGAGUGGGAGAUAUCGUCUACUAUCUUCCUGUCUACAACUCCCACAGUGCACCUGCCUACUGCUCGCUGCUCAGUGGCCUGGACCACAACCUGGAGGCGCUACAGCUGGGCUGCUAUGGCAUGUCAGACACCACUCUGGAGGAGGUUUUCCUGCACUUAACAAGAGAUAGUAUGGCGCAUGAGAAGGAUCGCCCGUAUACGGUGUCCAACUCCGAGCUGGACAUAGGCGCUUCCCGAGACUGCCUGAGUGACGACCUGAACUCCGACCUGAACUCCAGCAUGUACUUCGGAGAGAAAACUAGUCUCACAGGGAACUCCAAGGUGAGCGGUUUGGCACUGAAGGUUCAGCAGGUGAUGGCCAUGCUCCUCAAACGUCUUCAUCACACCAGAAGGAACUGGAAGGGUCUGAUCUCUCAGGUUCUGCUCCCGGUGCUGUUCGUCCUUGCCGCCAUGGGCCUCGGCUCCAUCAAAAGCAACCUGCAGCAUUUCCCCGAGAUGGAGCUGACGCCUGCGAUGUACAGCUUUGGGAAACAGUACACCUUCUUCAGUAACCAGAACUCCAGUUCCAGUUAUCUGGUGGACUCCAUGAUGUCAUAUCCUGGCAUAGAUCACUACUGCAUGGGUAACCCUGACAGCGCGUUGUGUCGGAAGAAACACACAUCAGUUUCAAAUAAGUGGACUUCUGGAGGAAAUCCCACAUCUGUGUUUGAGGAAUGUCAAUGCGGUAACUUUUCACAGACAUGUCCAAAGCCUGGAUACGAGCCACCACAUAAGACCAACCCCUCGUCUCAAAUCGUCUACAACCUGAGCAACAUCAAUGUUGAGAGUUACCUUCUGGCUACUGCUAAUGACUUCAUCCGAGACAGGUAUGGAGGCUGGUCCUUUGGGAACCCCCUUCCCAACAAUCUCCAAAUGGACAUUUUGGAGGUGCCCAAGAACAGGACGUUAACGAAGGUGUGGUAUAAUCCUGAAGGCCAUCACACGAUGCCGGCCUACCUCAACAGCCUCAACAACUUCAUCCUGAGGUCCAAAAUCCCAGCAAGUAAACAGCCACAGCAGUAUGCAAUCUCUCUGUCCAGCCAUCCCUACCCUGGCCAGGUGGAAGAAGAGGAUGCCAUGGUUCGUAACUUGGUCAAUGUUCUGGUGGUGAUGUGCGUCCUCACCGGCUUCUCCAUCAUGACAGCCAGUUUUGUCAUCUACGAAGUUCAGGAGCAUCACACCGGCUCUAAGAGGCUUCAGCACAUAUCAGGCAUCAGCGAAACCUUCUACUGGAUCAUCAACUUCUUCUACGAUAUGGCCCUGUACAUGGUUCCAGUGAUUCUCUCCAUCAUCAUUAUUGCAGUUUUCCAGCUUCCUGCCUUCACUAACAGACUCAACCUGGGAGCUGUCUCACUGCUACUCAUACUCUUCGGAUUUGCCACCUUCCCCUGGAUGUACCUCAUGUCAGCCAUGUUCAAAGACGCAGAAAUGGCCUUCAUUAGCUACGUGUGUAUCAACCUCUUCCUCAGCAUAAACACCAUCAUCUCCACAUCCAUCAUGUACUUCCUGGGACAAGCUAACCAGAAUGACGAGCACAUCCAGGAGGUGUACCGCACCCUCAGCAAUGUGUUCCUAGUGUUCCCUCAGUUCAGUUUUGGGAACGGGCUGAUGGAACUGGCCCGGGUGGACCUGCAUGUCCAGAUCCUGAGCACGUAUGGAGUGGAUGCCUAUAAGAACCCGUUCAGCAUGGACGUUCUGGGGUGGAUGUUCAUCUCGCUGUUCCUGCAGGGAUUCAUCUGCUUCACUCUGCGGCUCCUCAUGAACAAGUGGCUCCUCCGCAAAGUCAGGCGGUUAUGGACAUGGCGGCUGUCAGUGCCUCAGACAGGAAGUCGGGGCAAGGAUGUGGAUGAGGACGUGUUGGCUGAACGUCAGCGCGUGGACAGUGGAGCCGCUGCUUCGGAUCUGCUGCAAGUCAGUCAGCUCACCAAGAUCUACCAACAUCUGAACCGCAGAGUGCAGGCUGUCAACAAGCUGUCCUUCAGCAUACCAGCAGGAGAGUGCUUUGGAUUGCUGGGAGUCAAUGGAGCAGGAAAGACCACCACGUUUAAGAUGCUAACCGGAGACAUCAGUCCAACAUACGGCUCGGCACACGUGCUCGACUGGGAUGGGAGGAUGGUGGACAUCAUGGACUGCAGGACGGAGGGGAUAAAUAUUGGCUACUGCCCGCAGGUUGAUGCUCUGGAUGAUCUGCUGACUGGAGAAGAGCAUUUGUACUUCUAUGCUCGCAUCAGGGGCAUCUGUAAGAGAGAGAUUGUUCAGGUGGUGAACUAUCUCCUGAAGAAACUGGGGCUGAGCUACCACAGGCAUAUCAUCAGUGAACGCUACAGCUGUGGAACGCGCCGUAAACUGUCUACAGCCCUGGCUCUGAUUGGACAACCACAGAUCCUGCUUCUGGAUGAGCCAAGCUCAGGAAUGGACCCGCACUCCAAACGCCACCUCUGGAAGAUCAUCUCUGAGGAAGUGAAGGGAAAAUGUUCUGUGGUUCUCACUUCACACAGUAUGGAGGAGUGUGAGGCUCUGUGCACUCGGCUUGCCAUCAUGGUUCAAGGCCAGUUCAGAUGUUUAGGCUCUUUACAGCACAUCAAGAACAGGUUUGGCAACGGCUUCACGGUGAAGAUGUACCUGACCUCGGCUUCCUGUGAUGUGGACACCAUCACCACGUUCAUGCAGAAACAUUUCCCCAGUACUUACCUCAAGGACCAUCACUCGUCUAUGGUGGAGUACCACGUUCCUGUAGCUCCCGGAGGCGUGGCUGACAUUUUUGACCAGCUGGAGACCAACAAGGUGGCGCUGAAGAUCAAAUACUUUUCCAUCAGUCAAACCACAUUGGAUGAGGUCUUCAUUAACUUUGCUACUGGAAAGGUCGGCAGAGACAGAGACACACAGGACGACAACGGCGACAGCUCUGAUGUGGAUGAUCCUGACAGUGAACUGCAGUGAAAUGAACAAUGAGAAUCAAGUAACUCCUUAAGAUUGUACUGUUUUACUGUAAGACUGUAAAAAAGUCAUUACAAUUUUUAUUUUUUUUUUGCCUGGAGUAAUUUAUCACAAGGUACUACUUCUUUUCUCUUCUCAAAUAAUCAAAUCUACAUCUUUCUGAAUGUGAUUUAAUCAUCCAUUACCUCUAUAGUUUUAUAAAGUGAUCUAUGCAAAUUCUAUGUCAUUAAUAUUCAUUAUGUGAUAAAAAUAUUAAGUGUCAAUAUGUGUGUUUUUUUUUUUUUCUUGGGAAGCUCUUUCUAUGAAGGCCAUAUUUAUAAUGAGCUAUAAUUGCAAUCAUACAAAAUACUUUGUUAUAUAAUUAUAGUUCUUAUAAGUUUCAGUUUAAACAAGACUUUAUACUGGAGCAAUAUUUAUUAUAAAUGUAUUAUCAAUUGUGAAUAUGCAGGAUGUCAGACUUACAUUAUACUGUCCAUUAUCAUUAAUUAUUAUUAACAUUAAUUGUUCAUCAUUAAUUAUCAUUGAUUAAUAAUAAUUAUUAAUUAUUAAUGAAACCUGUCAUGAUUUUUUCCUGCUUUUUCUUUUGUCUUAUUUCUUGAACGCAACACAACAGAAUUUACAAACACAAUUAGGUGUAAAUGAGCAACAGACAAGUUUAUAACAGAUCUAUAAUCAUUUCUAACUUGUAUUUAUAUUGAGCUUCAGAAAAAGUUUGAUUCUUAAAAAAAGUAAGAUGUUUCCUAUGAAGGUAAUAUGUGUGAUUACAUAAGAAUACGUUCAUAGCAUGUGAUUCAUAUUUGCAUCAUAAGUAGUGCUUGGAACAAAUUAUAAUCAUCCAAUAUAACAAAAAAAUAAAAUAAAAUAAAAAAGGA
This is a messenger RNA of Neoarius graeffei (lesser salmon catfish), 15417 nucleotides long. RefSeq names its product ATP-binding cassette, sub-family A (ABC1), member 12 (gene abca12). The coding region runs from base 302 to 14548 and encodes 4748 amino acids. The transcript has 70 exons. NCBI's taxonomy places the organism in Eukaryota, Metazoa, Chordata, Actinopteri, Siluriformes, Ariidae. Gene Ontology annotation, biological process: transmembrane transport; lipid transport. Gene Ontology annotation, molecular function: ATP hydrolysis activity; ATP binding; lipid carrier activity. Gene Ontology annotation, cellular component: intracellular membrane-bounded organelle; membrane. The record is from RefSeq and is a predicted model, not a curated record.